Uranotaenia lowii is the source of this 5493-nucleotide messenger RNA. RefSeq lists its product as uncharacterized. Gene Ontology annotation, biological process: synapse organization. The record is from RefSeq and is a predicted model, not a curated record. Gene Ontology annotation, cellular component: neuron projection membrane. The transcript is spliced from 8 exons. Lineage: Eukaryota; Metazoa; Arthropoda; Insecta; Diptera; Culicidae. The coding region runs from base 1338 to 2858 and encodes 506 amino acids.
AUUUGGGACCAUUUUUUUCCCCGGUCUCACCAGUGACAUAAAUUGCUGUCCGGCAGAAGAAACCAUUUUCGGUUCCUCGGCGCCAUUUUCGGGAAGCUACCGAAAUAAAAAUAACAACAAGCACAGUGGAAACGUAAACACAGCCAGAAGGUGCAAACUACGUCCAUUUGCUGUGAAGAGCUUUGGUUGAGUUUUCUUUCGGAAAAUUUGUGGCCGGAAAAAAAUCUUUACCCAUUAGUCACAAUCAGUGCGAGAUCCGCUUUUGGUAUACAGUUUCGAAUACAGCUGAGGAGAAAAAAAAAGUUACAAAAACGAAAAGAAAAAAUUACGGUUCAAGGAAAAAUCGAGUGUUUUAAAACGGUUUUGGCCUCCUCACAAGUCCGAAAGGGCUGCAAGAAAAGUGAUUUGUGAAGAAAAGUGGUGCUUUCUCAAAACGACGACGACGACGACGACGACGACGUUGAAAGCAGAAGAAACGUCGAGUGAUUUAUUUUAUUUGUGUUCAUAUUUUUUCGCUGGAUCUUCCGGCUAUUAGUGUGAGGACGAUCGAAAGAGUUUUUUUGGGAGUUCGGGUCCAAGGAACCACUCAGUGGGCUUUGAAAUACCGCCGGACUAAUGAGUCUGAAAAAGGGUAAAUGGAAAAGAUUUUGGCAGCGGCAACAGCAACAGAGAAAAACAAGGGAAGAAAUCAUAGCCAAAUAGAUUACGAUGGUGGUCCUACCUGAAGACGACGGAGAACGGAAUCCGAGGAAUGUAACCGUGAGCUGCUGGCGGCGGUGUGGAUGCCAGUGAGGAAAACUGUGAAACAAGAAAAACAUGAAACAAAAUCGUACAAUGAAGAAAGUUUCGCUCUAAUGAGGGCAAUAAAUUGAAGCGGCCUUUCUAGUGUGACGGCAAAGGAGGAAGAAAAAAAAAGUCCAAGAAAAACAUCAACAACGCGCGUACUUCUUUUAACGAGGUCACAUUUAUCACACCCUCAAGGUCCUGGGAGGAAAUUUUUCUACCCGUAUUGUGUUUUUUUUUUCUACAUUUUGAGCUACUCCUCCAACCCACAAAUUUGAAAUAGAAAAAAAAAACGCGAGCGCCGAAAGUUUUGUGGCGUGAAGAAAAAACAAUCAAAAUCACAGCUCGAAUAAAUAACGAAUGGUGCUGUGCCUUGGGGCGGAAUUGCCAUCAGUCGAAAUCUAAUAAAAAUCAGAGAGUUUGUGAAUGUGGGAGGACUUCCUGUUUUGAGGAAAACUGUUGAGUGUCAACAAUUUUCCGAGCGCAAAAAAAAGCAACAACAUCUUCUAAUAUUAGAAAGAAGCUAAUUGCUGUUGGCAAGUGUAGAAAAUAUAAUGUGCAAUCUAAGCUACAGCAGAAAUAGCAGAAGCAGCAGCAGCACCGGAAGAGCAAACCGUUGUUGUUGUUGGAGGGAACUGCUUCCGGUGGCCUGGUGGUGUCUGGUCUGGCUGAUCCAGCUAGCGAUGGCGGCCGAAGCUGCCUCGAUGAUGAUGAUGGCGACUGUGGCCGCAGCCAGUACGGCCUCGAUGCCGGCAAUCAGCAGCAACAACAACGGUCCAACGGCAACUUUGCCGGCCACGGAAGGACCAGCACCAGUUCACAAACAGCAACAACAACGACUGACCGGAAGUGGUGGCAGCACCGGUGGCUUCGGCGGUCAGAAGGAAAAGGUCGGCAGGAGUCAUCAUUAUGGUGUCAGCCCUCAGUCCUCGUCCAAAUCAUCGUACGGAACCGGAGCCGCCGGUGGUGGUGGACAAUCGAUGGGGGUAGACCCCUCGUCUACUGGCUUAUCAGCAGCAACUGGUGCUGGGUCCGGGUCCGAUAAGCCCUUCUUCGACGAUGUCAGCCCCCGCAAUGUCACGACCAUAGUCGACGAUAUGGCGGUGCUCAAAUGUCGCGUCAAACACAAGGGAGAUCGAACGGUCUCCUGGAUGCGCAAGAGGGACCUUCACAUCCUAACGUCGGACAUCUUCACGUACACCGGAGAUCAGCGGUUUUCCGUCAUCCAUCCACCAGAUUCCGACGAUUGGGAUCUGAAGAUCGAGUACGCCCAGCAACGAGAUAGCGGAAUUUACGAAUGUCAAGUGAACACAGAGCCGAAAAUUAACCUGGCCGUCAAUCUGGACGUAUCAGAGGAACGUGAAUUUGUGCAAGCAUCUGGCGGAAAACAUUACGUUGGUAGUGCUGGAAUAGCUGCCCGGGCCAAAAUAAUCGGUUCCCAGGAAGUGCACGUCAAAAAGGGGAGCACCAUUUCGCUGUCCUGUGUGGUGAACGUACACGCUUCGUCCAUUUCGUGGUAUCACGGAUCGUCGGUCGUUGAUUUUGAUUCAGCUCGCGGGGGCAUCAGUCUGGAGACGGAGAAAACCGACGGGGGAACCAGUAGCCGGUUGAUGUUGACCAGGGCCACCCUCCGGGAUUCCGGCAACUAUACUUGCGUUCCGAGUGGUGCCGUUUCGGCUAGCGUUCAGGUUCACGUGCUUAACGGUGAACAUCCGGCUGCGAUGCAAACGAGCGGUUCCCGGACUCCGGAUCUGCGGCUCCGUCACCUGAUGUUGUUUGUCGUUCUGCUUGGAUCCCAGCUAAAUAGUUAUAAUCUAAGUAAAUUAAUCCACUUCAUAUCAACGCUGCUGUUCCGAUGCGCAUCCCGAUUCCAAACGGUGACGAGAAAAUCCCCCAGCCUAGGACGCGGUCGACAUCUGAUACAUUGUCACCAUCCGGGUGUCUGGUUCGAUUCGGUUCCUCCGGAGAAGGAUGAAAAUCCAGCGAACAGAAAUAGCGAUAGUUACGACGACAUCCGAUCAUCCACUUCCUGUCACCCAGAAGCGAUGGCAAUAUCCUGUCCCAGCAAAAGAUGAUCCCAACGUUGGCCAGCGCUUGUCGUGACAUCUUAGACCGAACGAAAUCUGCCUGGUGACCAUCAAAGGAAAAAUCAGCGAUGGAAAACACAACCGAGGAAAUUCAUCCUUCCAGACUUUCUUGCCCUUUCUGUCCUUUCGAACGGCAAAAUACCUGUCUUUUUAGGGCAGAAAGACUACGAUCCGACAACCAGGAGAGACACCCAUCCGGGGAAAUCCUACCCCCUGUAAAUAGAGAACCGACGACGUUAGAGAAGAAGAAACUUUCCCUGACACCCCAUAGUUCGACCCCCUAUUAGUUGUAGAAAGAUGUAGGCAAAUCCUUCCAGUCAGUCAGUGUAGCAGAAUCUGAAGCAAAUGAAAAUUGUAUAAGGAAAUCCCUUUAGCGUAAGGAAAUUGAAUGCUACCGAUAAAAGGGCGGAUAAGCUCGAGCGGACGUUCUGUGUGUAUUAUAGCUAAAAAAAGAAAACUUAAACAAGAAGAGGAUGCGGCGCAUUUAAUCGUUUUGUAUCGAUAAGGAUUCGACCGACCAGGUCCGGGUAGUGGAGAUUCUAUUAGCGUUUGAGGCUUUCGGUUUGAUGGGAAAAUUAGGUCAGCAAAUCUGAUUCGAAUGGAUGAAAUUGGAAAAACGAGCAGCCUUAAACACCAAUAUAUUUCCACCAACUUGACUGGGUGUCGGUUAAAAAUAUAAAAAAGAAUCAAAACAAAUAAACCUUAAAUGAUAAAACUAGAGUCUGUUCAAAGAGCUCGAAGAGUAAAUAAUGUUAUGCUAGGGAUGCAAAAUUAAGGUAAAUUUCUGCAAGUAUGAUGUGAGAACUGGAAUGUUCAGAAUGAUUAAAAGUUAUUUUUACAAACAUAAUAGAAUUCGCGUUUUUGAGAAUUAAAAAAAGGAAGUGAUAGGUAAUAGUUUGACUUUGGACAAUCUUAUAUAAAUAUACAUUCGAAUUACGCCAGGUGAUAUUCUCAUCAAGAAUUUUGGGAAAUCCAAAAAUUCAAGUUUCUUUAUUUUCUUUCAGAGUCAUAACAUAUCCUUUGUUUUAUAGGAAAUAAUUUUUAAAUUAUUUUUACUUGGUAAUAUUCAAAUAACUAAAACAACGUCCGCAAUUCUUUGCAUUGGCUGGAAGCUUCAAAGUACAACUCUCGCCAAUUUUUUGUUCCCUCCUGACGUGUCUGUGACCAUAACCUGUUGAAAAUGCAGCUUUCAGUGGUGAAAUAGAUUGGAAUAGAUAGAGCCAAUAUGCAAAUUGCACAACCAUGAGUUUUAAAAAAAAUGACUAGCCAUUUUCACAUUGUCGAUAUAAGAUCAUUAGCAAAAAAUAAGUACUAAUUUGAAAUUGAUUAGUUGGAAAGAUUGUACAUAAAUAAAUUCAUGAGAAGAUAAACUAGAUUGGUGGUUUUCUAAUUGGUCCCUACCGCCCCCAGAGAGGCGUUGAGAGCCUACAAGGGGGCAGUAGAGUGGCUCAAAGUUGCCAAUUUUUGUUGCAUAUCAGAACAAAUUUGUUCCAAAAUACUCUUAGAGAGGGCGGUGAGUUCUGAAAUAUUGAGACAGGGGGGCGGGUGGUGAGCAAAAAAGUUUGAAAACCACUGAACUAGAUGAUUCCCUUGAGGAGCUCCAGUAUAAUUUGUAAAGUUAAUUGAUUUGACGUGACUUUCCGGAACAAAAAAAAAUUCUUAUACCGAGUUCUCAACAUGACUGGUAACGAGCCUCAUUUUGAAGCUAGCUGAGCGGAUGUUAGUUGUAUUGUGGCUGAAAAACGACGUCAGCUGGUAUCCUUUAGAUUCAUACACUUCAACUUAGUUGUUCUGAGAUUAUGCUCAGAUACGAAUGAAAAAACAAAACUAUCCCAACUGCUAAAUGAUUGGCAAAACAACUAUUUUCUGAUGGUUAUGGAGAAAAAUAUGUACUUCUGAAUUUAAACAAGGUUUAACAGAUGUGCUGCUAAUUUUCAAAACAGUAAGAAAGGAUAUUUUUCAGGAAAAUGUCUUUCGCAUCUUAUCAUUAAACAAACAAUAAAUCAAAAACAGUGUCGUAGCAUUUGUUUAUUUAUAAUUAUUGAUUUUGUUUUGAAUCUUAUUGAAGAAAAGUUUACAGUUACAGAAUAUUUUGAACAAUAAAAAUUUUUGCUAGUUUGUGGACUUGCAGUGAUUUCAAAGUGGUCUUUACUGCCCCCUGGAGGGCGUUGAGAGCUUCAAGGGGGACGUUUUAAGAGCUCAGGGGGGCGGUGAGAUCGUAUUGAAUGACACAUUUACACAAAUAACGAAACGAUGUAGAAUUGAAAUUACAAAGAAAAAGUUCAAUGCACAAUAAUGAAAUUUCGUUACAGAACCAUGAGACAUUGAGAUGAAAAUAUCAAUAAUUUCCCAAAGCAUAUAAUUUCACCGAGCUGCAAAGAAAGUUGUUUAUCUGUACCUCAGGAGUUUUCAUUAAAUUGUCACAGAUUUCGUUAUACAUACUUAACAAGAUUAAUUUUGAAUGGCAAUAUUAGAAAAUCUUUGAAAUACCCAUUGCUUGCCAAAUUUGCCUGAUAAAAAACCAUUUGAAAAGAAUUUGUGCAAAAAAGUAUCAUCUUUGAUUCAAACAUAGAUUUUUGGAAAAACAAAAUUAACAAAUUCGUUUUGAAAUUCGUGUAGGAUA